GUGAAGCAAUUGAUUUGGCUGUUGUUCUGUUCGUAUGGUUCCAUCUGACAAUGGGCCUCUGGCACCCCUCCUUCAAGAGACACAAUGGAGCCUCGUCACGGUAUUAUGAAAGCCUUUCCCAAAGUUAAAAGAGCCCGAGUGUUACAGGGAAAGGAUGCUCCCCCAGUGAAGAAGAAACCUGAAGAACAUGAUGUCAAAGGAAACAGUUUUAAAGGCGUCACAGUGUACAUUCUGCCUGCUGGAAUAGGAAAUGCCAGAUGCCAGAUCUUUGAAAGGCAAAUUGAGCAGAAUGGAGGACAGACAGAGAGAGCGCUGUCUCCCGGUGUCACCCAUGUUGUUGUGGAUGACAGCAUGGACAGUGACAGGGCGUUGCGAUUACUUAAAGUGGAUUGUAUGCCCUCUGGAGUCCAACUGGUGAAAUGCAUUUGGUUGAGCUCGUGCAUCACUCAGAAACAACUGCUGGAUGUUGACAGCUACAGCCUUCUUUUACCCAAGAGGCAAUCUGAAACAAAGAAUGAAAACAUUGAAGAAGAGCUGCCAGAUGUCCAGCCGACUGCAAACGCUAUUGUUGAGCCAACGUCUGAUCACAGCAAGCAAGAGGAGACCUUAGACAUGGCAGUCCUAGGCACUCAAGAGGAAGUGCGCGGAGAAGAAGACGGGGUCUCUCAGAGUGACCUGGAAGCUCUUAUCACUGGUCAGACCCCCCAAGAGGAGACUCCUGGCCCCAGCCUGGAGCCCGCUACAGACUCUGCUGCUCAGAGCGUCGUCCCAGGGAAGUGGGUCUGUGCCCAGUCUUCUCAGUCCAAAAGUAAUAACUUCAACAAGGACAUCACGGACAAACUGGAAGUGCUGGCCAAGGCCUACACUCACCAGGGGGACAAGUGGAGGGCACUGAGCUACUCCAAGGCUGUCAACGCUCUGAAGAGUUACCACAAGCCCAUAACAUCCCAUCAGGAGGCUUGCCAGAUCCAAGGAAUUGGAAAACGCAUGGCCGACAAAAUCGAUGAGAUCAUGGAAAGCGGUCACCUGCGGAAGCUAGACCACCUCGGGGAUGCUGUGCCAGUGUUGGAGCUUUUUACUAACAUCUGGGGUGCAGGGACUAAAACUGCACAGCUGUGGUACCAACUGGGAUUUCGCACACUGGUGGACAUCCGCACAAAAGCCCACCUGAGCACCACUCAGAAAAUAGGACUCAAGCACUACGAUGAUUUUCUGGACCGAAUGCCCAGAGAAGAAGCAGCUGCCAUAGAGAAAGUGGUGAAGGAUGCUGUCCAUGCAGUAGACCCAGGCCUGUUAUCGAUGGCGUGUGGCUCCUACCGUCGGGGAAAAGCCACGUGUGGAGAUGUUGACGUACUUAUAACUCACCCUGAUGGCAAAUCUCACAAAGGGGUUUUCAGCAAACUGUUGCAGAGCCUCCGUGACAGUGGGUUUUUGACGGACGACCUGGUGAGCCACGAGGACAACGGAGAGCAGAAGAAGUACAUGGGCGUGUGCCGUUUGCCAGACCACCGCCAUCGCAGGCUGGACAUCAUCGUCGUGCCCUACAACGAGUUUGCGUGUGCUAUCAUGUAUUUCACCGGGUCGGCACACUUCAACCGCUCAAUGAGAGCCAUGGCAAAGACAAAAAGAAUGAGCUUAUCGGAACACUCGCUGAACAAAGAUGUGGUGCGUCAGGGUAGCUUAAAGGUGUUUGGCGGCACUCCGUUCACUACAAAGACAGAGAAGGAUGUUUUUAGUAUUUUAGGCAUACCAUACAGAGAGCCCCAUGAAAGGGACUGGUGAGGUUUCCCCAAUCACACUGUUUUGUCUGUUUUUAAAGAAUAAUCAUGAUGAUGAAUGAUGACAAACUGCAAUUAUGGCCAAACAACUAUUUUUAAGAAUGUUUUACUGCUGAACUUAUCAUGCAUGAGCCCUGUUUUACUUAAAUACCAUUUUAUUCUACAAUUGAAUUGAUACGUACCAUUUAAUCAUAAGAACUACCUUUUUUCUUACACUCAACCCUAAUUGUAUCUUUUCUUCCAGAUUGUUUAAGGGAUGUGUACCAAAGUUUUGAGAUAUCCAUCUCUGAAACUCCUACUGACACGCCAUUACAAACAAAUAUUGGGAAUUUUGCUGUAGGGUCCAGAAAAAGUCCAAAAUAUUUUUAAUUGUAUUCUUAAGGAAGGUUUCUUACGUGUAUUAUUCACAGUGUAGAAGGUAGCUGAAUUAAGCUGACUAAACAGGAACACUAUGAAAAAUAAAUGUUGCUUUGAAGUUUAAUCAAUGUUAAAUUGUAAAACUUCUAUUAUUCAAGGCUGACAUCAAAGGUUUUAAAGGUGAAUAUAUAAGCAAUUCAACAGGUUAAUCAAAAAGCUGUGUGCAGGCCUGGAUACAACUUGAGGUGAAUAUAAAUGUAUAUAUAUAUGAUUUUGCAAGUUGAUUAAAUGUGUCUUUUAAAGUCA
This is a messenger RNA of Trematomus bernacchii (emerald rockcod), 2441 nucleotides long. RefSeq names its product DNA polymerase lambda-like. Gene Ontology annotation, biological process: double-strand break repair via nonhomologous end joining. Gene Ontology annotation, cellular component: nucleus. The transcript is spliced from 9 exons. Lineage: Eukaryota; Metazoa; Chordata; Actinopteri; Perciformes; Nototheniidae. Gene Ontology annotation, molecular function: DNA-directed DNA polymerase activity; DNA binding. The coding region runs from base 85 to 1782 and encodes 565 amino acids. The record is from RefSeq and is a predicted model, not a curated record.